AUGAACGCACAUCUGUCGAUGGAAAAUAUUGGCGACAUGCACGGAGUGAGCCAUGAGUCCGUGGUCGGUCACGGAGAACUGCUGAGUGGCCACAGUCCGCAUGCCCGUUCCCGGGGUCUCAGCCACCGCGCUAUGGGCAUGGCAACCCUCCUGGACAGCGGGGACUAUCACCCCGGACACCACGGACACCUGCACCCAGCCAUCAGCAUGUGUGAAGUCCCCCCCGGCAUGAGUGCAUGCAGCACUUACACCACCCUUACACCCCUGCAGCCCUUACCCCCCAUCUCCACCGUGUCCGACAAGUUUCCUUCCCAUCAUCACCACCACCACCACCAUCCCAAUCCCCAUCAUCCUCACCAUCAUCCGCACCAGAGGAUCCCCGGAAAUGUCAGUGGCAGCUUUACUUUGAUGCGAGAGGACCGGAGUCUGGCGCCUAUGAACAGUCUGUACCCCGCAUAUCAUCACAAAGAUCCCUGCAUGGGCCAGAGCCUCUCCCCGCUGUCUGGUUCCGGUCUGGCCAGCAUACACACGUCCCAGGCCGGGAUCCCUCCCUACGCUCAUCCCGGUGCCGCCAUGCCUGGUGAGAAGAUGCUCACCCCCAGCGGGUUUGAGGCUCACCACCCCUCCAUGCUCGGCAGACACACGGAGCAGCACAUGAGCUCCUCGGCGGGCAUGGUACAAAUCAACGGCCUCCACCACCACCCACACGCCCACCUAGGCGCGCAGGGGCACGGCCAGGGGCUGGGGAACAGCCGGGAGCAGGCCUCCGGGCCCGGGCAGCAAGGGGGUGGCGGUGGAGGGGGUGGUGUUUCUGGGGGCCAGAUGGAGGAGGUGAAUACCAAAGAGGUGGCGCAGAGGAUCACCACAGAGCUGAAGCGCUACAGCAUCCCUCAGGCCAUCUUUGCCCAGCGGGUCCUGUGCAGGUCCCAGGGGACCCUGUCCGACCUGCUGAGAAACCCCAAACCCUGGUCCAAGCUCAAGUCCGGGAGGGAGACUUUCCGCCGCAUGUGGAAGUGGUUGCAGGAGCCUGAGUUCCAACGCAUGAGUGCGCUCAGGCUCGCAGGUGAGCGAAGCCUCGCAUGUAAGCGUAAGGAACAGGACCACGGCAGAAGCGAGCGGGGGAGCAUGUCCAAGAAGCCCCGGCUGGUGUUCACAGAUGUGCAGCGGCGGACGCUCCAUGCCAUCUUCAAAGAGAACAAGCGUCCAUCCAAAGAGCUGCAGAUCACCAUCGCCCAGCAGCUGGGCCUGGAGCUGACCACAGUCAGCAACUUCUUCAUGAACGCACGCCGCCGGAGCCUCGAUAAGUGGGUGGACGACGGCUCCGGUCAUCCUGGCCCCAACUCCUGCACCAAAGCCUGAAGACGGACUGAAAUGACCAACUCAUGGACUGACUC
Notothenia coriiceps (black rockcod) is the source of this 1394-nucleotide messenger RNA. RefSeq names its product one cut homeobox 1 (gene onecut1). Gene Ontology annotation, biological process: regulation of transcription by RNA polymerase II. NCBI's taxonomy places the organism in Eukaryota, Metazoa, Chordata, Actinopteri, Perciformes, Nototheniidae. The coding region runs from base 1 to 1359 and encodes 452 amino acids. The transcript is spliced from 2 exons. Gene Ontology annotation, molecular function: RNA polymerase II cis-regulatory region sequence-specific DNA binding; DNA-binding transcription factor activity, RNA polymerase II-specific. The record is from RefSeq and is a predicted model, not a curated record. Gene Ontology annotation, cellular component: nucleus.